Molecule: messenger RNA, 3438 nt
Organism: Alosa alosa (allis shad)
Lineage: Eukaryota; Metazoa; Chordata; Actinopteri; Clupeiformes; Clupeidae
Gene: rab11a
Product: RAB11a, member RAS oncogene family
Exons: 5
Coding region: 412-1059 (215 amino acids)
Biological process (GO): neurotransmitter receptor transport, endosome to postsynaptic membrane; melanosome transport; exocytosis
Cellular component (GO): axon; transport vesicle; postsynaptic recycling endosome
Molecular function (GO): GTP binding; GTPase activity
Source: RefSeq, a predicted model, not a curated record
UAUAAAAGAUAGGUAGCCAAUCCAUACACGGUUCAAGCAUUGAACAUCCAUACUGAAACACUAUAUUCCCGUGCAAUCUGCAUGUGCUUAUCUUACAAUAGAUCACAAUAUCAAUGGAUACUGUAACGAAUGAUGUAAAGUUAAAUGUGUUGAGGGCACAGCCUUAGAUGAUCGAACCGGAAGAAGGCGUUAGCUACUGAGGGAAAGGUGGUUGCUAACCAGCUUUAGCACUAAUCAAGAAAACGCAGCAGGCUAGAAGCUAGUGGUUGAACGUGCGAGACCGCUUGAUGCAGCCAGACUGUUGUCAUAGCUUGUCUGCAGUGCAGCAGUCAGUCGAAGAGCCACUUGUAUUUAGCUCUUUUAGUUGUUAGCAAGCAAAACCCUUGAAGGUGUCAUUUCCUUUGCUGAAAGAUGGGCACGAGAGACGACGAGUACGAUUAUUUGUUUAAAGUGGUGCUGAUUGGUGACUCAGGUGUGGGCAAGAGUAACCUGCUCUCCCGCUUCACCCGCAACGAGUUCAACCUGGAGAGCAAGAGCACCAUCGGGGUGGAGUUCGCCACGCGCAGUAUCCAGGUGGAUGGCAAGACGGUAAAGGCCCAGAUCUGGGACACGGCUGGACAGGAGCGCUACAGGGCCAUCACCUCAGCGUAUUACCGUGGCGCUGUGGGGGCCCUUCUGGUGUACGACAUCGCUAAGCACCUGACCUAUGAAAAUGUGGAGCGCUGGCUGAAGGAGCUGCGGGACCAUGCCGACAGCAACAUCGUCAUCAUGCUGGUGGGCAACAAGAGUGACCUGCGCCACCUCAGGGCGGUGCCCACAGACGAGGCCCGGGCAUUCGCAGAGAAGAAUGGCCUGUCCUUCCUGGAAACAUCGGCCCUGGACUCCACUAACGUCGAGACGGCCUUCCAGACCAUUCUGACAGAAAUCUACCGCAUUGUGUCCCAGAAACAGAUGUCAGACCGCCGAGACAACGACAUGUCUCCUAGCAACAACGUGGUGUCCAUCCAGGUGCAGCCCACUGAGAACAAACCCAAGAUGCAGUGCUGCCAGAGCAUCUAGCAGCCACCCCUUACUCCCACCCCACACACACACACACACACACACACACACACACACACACACACACACACACACCAUCCCAGCCCCCCUCUCCUCUGUAAGACUGCUUGGGUGUCUGGCUGCAGCUGUGGUGGCGGGCAGAGGCACUCCGACAGUGUGGCCAGGCCUGAGCGGCUUUGAAGGGUCGCCACCUGCAGUCUCUGGACUGACUGAGCUUUUAAGUUUGGGGCUUUUAGUUUUAUUAUUAUUAUUAUUAUUAUUAUUAUUAAUAUUUUUUGUCUGUUUUAUUUUCUGCCGUUGUAGGCUUUUUAUAUGGCAAAAUUUUAAUAAUCAUACGUGCUGAUCUUCACGGAAAUGUCUUAAUAUAUAUGAUUUGUUUUUUUGUUUGUUGUGUGUGUGUGUGUGUGUGUGUGUGUGAGUGCGUUUGAGAGUUUUGUUUUAUAUUUUGUUUUCAGCAACAUGUGGUAUUUGUCCAUGCUGUUUGUCUUAUGAGAGGGCAGGCCCUGAUUUGUCUUGUUGAAAGGCCACAGAGUUGGAGAGAUGAGGGGUAGGGAUUCGGCCUUGUCCUGAGUCUCCGCUCUGUCAUUGAUAGUUACUGACCAGCUUUGAUUGGAUGGAUAGCUUAUUCAGUGCUGACAGGUUCUGAUCGGAUGGAUCGAACAACAACAACAACAACAUGCAGAAUCGGUGUGUGUCAGUGUGUGGGCUGAUUGUAAUCCGGGGGUUGACCCUGGUAGUUUUUUAAAGACACAAAUCACGCUUACUUGAUCACGCUUUUGAGAGCUUGAAGUCGAAGGUGUUGGUGGUAGCAGCAGCAGCAGUGAGGGUGGUCUUUGUUCCAUCUGGGAACUGCGUAUGGAAGGGCUUACAACCCCCCAUCCAAGGCUUCCUGCCCAUGCAUGUGGAAGGGUUUACACCCCAUCCAAGGCUUUCUUGCCCAUGCGUGUGGAAGGGUUUACCCCCAUCCAAGGCUUCUUGUCUCAGCUUCGCCUCACUUGGUGGGUCAUAUGCGUGUCUACGUACUCGGCGUGUGGCGGCAGUGGUUUCAGUGCCUUUCUCUACGGAAUGUCACAAGGGGACGAGGCCUUCUGAUUCAGCUCUAGGGCUUCGCUUACCGCAGGUUCCCUACUCUGCUUAUCCCAAUUCCACCCACACACCCACACACACACACACACCCCUCUCUCUGGCCUUCCUCCCUCCCUCCCUCUCUCUCUCUCUCUCCAACCUCAGCAUGCUCACCUUCUAUCUUGAUGCCUUCAUCUGUUCCAUAUUCUCUCCAUCUCUUUAUCUCCAUCUGGAUGCCGUAGUUCCCCAUUAUGGUGUUGCCUCUGCUAUUUGAGAUGCAUUUGCACAGAGAGCCCCUCGUGUGCUUAGUUUAGUACUGGAAGCAGCCCCCUCUUAACUCCACUCGAAACUUGCUUGAUUUUCAUCGUUACUGAGUGAUUAACGUCAGCCUUGUUUCCUCCCAUCUUUACUGGAACCCCUCGUGUGUGUGUGUGUGUGUGUGUGUGUGUGUGUGUGUGUGUGUGUGUGUGUGUGUGUGUGUGUGUGUGUCAGUCUGUUUGCAAUAUCAAAGCCUUGAGAUAAUGUCCGUCCUGACUAGUUUGUACUUCAGUCACUGAGGUAGAACACUAGCUAACAAAUACACACCCAGCCCUUUUUAUUUGCAGUGCCAAUGGACCAUUAAGAGCAUUCAUGUAUGUAUUUAUGUAUGUAUGUAUGUACAUAUGUAUGUAUAUACGUACUGUAGCAUAGUUGAGCAACACGUUGUAGUCUCUGUGCUGUUGCCCAAUGUAUAGUCACAUCCUCCUGAGUAUGCCUUAGCAGACGACUAGGUCACUAGGACACUCAAGACCAAUGCUGACCAAAUCUGGCCCAGUCUCAACACACGCGCUCACACCCUUGCAACCUUCUACACCUCUUAAUGAAAGGAGUUUGGAGUGGUGAAAGAAUGAAAGCAGAAUGAAACGUCUUGUUGUCCAGCCUUUUACACAAAAAUAGCACCUUGUAAAGGUGCACUGCAUGAGGGUGCAAGUGUGGGCAUUGGGAUUGGGCCAGGACGUGCUGUGGUCAGGUGACUGAUGGGAAGUCCAAGGCUGCAGACCUGUGUACAACUCUGAAUCCACCCCAGACACAGACACACGGCCUUGGUCUUCCCACUGACUUCAGAAACGAGAGGCUUUACAGAACAGCACUACAGUGAUGACUGUCUUAUUUUAAACCUGUGUCUUCGUAUUUAUCCAGUGUCCUCUUCACUUCAGCUAUAAUGUAUUGUAUUAUGGAUCCUCUCCACUUAGAAUUAUGAAUUAGCUUCAAAUGUACCACUUGAAUUGUUUUCAAUAAUAGUACCCUGUAUUAUAAACAACGGUUUUGUCAUGA